AUGGUUGAAGGUUAUGUCCGUUUGGUUGGUACUCGUGACCCUCUGGUGGGUCGGUAUCGUGAACCUCUACCGGAACCUGAUGCAAGGAGUGUGAGUGUGUCGUUGCCCUUCGCUCUACUUGGAGCAACUGGUUCUGCGGGUGUACUACCCGUCCCCCCGACUAUCUGCCCUAGUGAAGCACAGGGUGUAUGUACCCGUAAUGCUUCUACCCAGACUACUGGUAUGAUUGAUGAGUCUGUUCAGACG
Messenger RNA from Perkinsus marinus ATCC 50983, 246 nucleotides. RefSeq lists its product as hypothetical. The record is from RefSeq and is a predicted model, not a curated record. The annotation marks the transcript as partial. The transcript has a single exon. NCBI's taxonomy places the organism in Eukaryota, Perkinsozoa, Perkinsida, Perkinsidae.